Messenger RNA from Cavia porcellus (domestic guinea pig), 1956 nucleotides. RefSeq names its product sodium channel epithelial 1 subunit gamma (gene Scnn1g). NCBI's taxonomy places the organism in Eukaryota, Metazoa, Chordata, Mammalia, Rodentia, Caviidae. The record is from RefSeq and is marked provisional. Gene Ontology annotation, biological process: sodium ion transmembrane transport. Gene Ontology annotation, molecular function: ligand-gated sodium channel activity. Gene Ontology annotation, cellular component: plasma membrane; sodium channel complex.
AUGGCUCCCGGAGAGAAGAUCAAAGCCAAAAUCAAGAAGAAUCUUCCUGUGAGAGGCCCACAGGCACCCACCAUUAAAGACCUGAUGCAUUGGUACUGCAUGAACACCAACACCCACGGGUGCCGCCGCAUCGUGGUGUCCCGUGGCCGCCUCCGGCGCCUCCUCUGGAUCCUGUUCACACUGACUGCAGUGGCCCUCAUUAUCUGGCAGUGUGCCCUCCUCAUUGCCUCCUUCUAUACUGUCUCUGUCUCCGUCAAAGUCCACUUCCAGAAGUUAGAUUUUCCUGCUGUCACCCUCUGCAACAUCAACCCCUACAAGUAUAGUGUUGUACGUGACCUUCUGGCCGACUUGGAUAGGGAGACCAGAAAGGCUUUGAAGACGCUGUUUGGCUUUUCAGAGGUUACGUCUCGCAAACGCCGUGACACCGAGUCUGAAAAUCCAGCCCAGAAAGGUAUUCAGCCCAAGUUCCUCAACACGAUCCCACUGCUGGCCUUCAAUGAGAAUGAGAAGGGCAAGGCCAGGGAUUUCUUCACUGGCAAGAAGCGGAAAGUCAGUGGGAACAUCAUUCACAAGAGUUCCGAUGUCAUGCAAGUCCACAAGUCUAAAGAAACAGUGGGAUUCCAACUGUGUCCCUCCAAUGAUACCACCAACUGUGCCACUUACACCUUCAGCUCAGGCGUCAAUGCCAUCCAGGAGUGGUACAAGCUGCACUACAUGAACAUCAUGGCUCAGGUGCCUCUGGAGAAGAAAAUCAACAUGAGCUAUUCUGCGGAGGAGCUGGUGGUCACCUGUUUCUUUGACGGGAUGUCCUGCGAUGCCAGGAACUUCACGCUUUUCCACCAUCCCAUGUACGGAAAUUGCUACACGUUCAACAACAGAGAGAAUGAGACCACGCUCAGCACCUCCAUGGGGGGCAGUGAGUACGGGCUACAAGUCAUCUUGUUCAUAGAUGAAGAGGAAUACAACCCCUUCCUGGUGUCCUCCACUGGGGCUAAGGUGCUUAUUCACCAGCAGAAUGAAUAUCCCUUCAUUGAAGACGUGGGAACAGAGAUUGAGACUGCAAUGUCCACUUCCAUAGGAAUGCACCUGACAGAGUCCUUCAAGCUGAGUGAGCCUUACAGCCAGUGCACAGAGGAUGGGCAUGACGUGCCAGUUGAGAACAUCUACAACGCUUCCUACUCCCUCCAGAUCUGCCUUUACUCGUGCUUCCAGACAAAGAUGGUGGAGAAAUGUGGGUGCGCCCAGUACAGCCAGCCCCUACCUCCGAAUGCCAACUACUGCAACUACCAGCAAAACCCUGACUGGAUGUAUUGUUACUACAAGCUGUACCAAGCCUUUGUUAAUGAAGAACUGGGCUGCCAAACAGUGUGCCGCGAAACAUGCAGAUUUAAGGAAUGGACGCAAACCAGCAGCCUGGCCCAGUGGCCAUCUGAAGUUUCAGAGAAUUGGUUGCUACGUGUUCUUACCUGGGACCAACGCCAGCAAACAAACAAACAGCUGAACAAGACAGACUUGGCCAAACUCUUGAUAUUCUACAAAGAUCUGAACCAGAGAUCCAUCGUGGAGAGCCCAGCCAACAGCAUUGAGGUGCUUCUUUCCAACUUUGGCGGCCAGCUGGGCCUGUGGAUGAGCUGUUCCGUUGUCUGUGUCAUUGAGAUCAUCGAGGUUUUCUUCAUUGACUUCUUCUCUAUCAUUGCCCGCCGCCAGUGGCAGAAAGCUAAGGAGUGGUGGGCCAGAAAGAAAGCACACCCGGGCCCUGAGGCUCCCCCCAGCCAGCAAGGCCAGGACAAUCCAACCCUCUAUAUAGACGAGGACCUGCCCACUUUCACCUCGGCUCUGCACCUGCCUCCAGCCCUAGGGGCCCAGGUGCCCGGCACACCGCCCCCCAAAUAUAACACCUUGCACUUGGAAAGGGCCUUCUCCAACCAGCUCCCAGAUACUCAGGUGCCCAGUGAG